AUGUCGAAUGUCAACGGCGUUAUAACCGCCAUUCCUCCACCUGAUGGCUAUGAGGUCAACUUUGCGAACCCGCAGAGAAGGCUGCUCACAGAGGCCUAUGUCAUCUUCACAGUCGAGAACAUCCUAGCGCUUAUGUUCCUUGGGCAGCGGCUUUAUACCAAAGUUCGUCUCAUGAAGCAGUUCCAGAUUGACGACGCCUUCGUUAUUCUCGGUUGGGCCUGCUCGGUGGGAACCCAGGGUAUUUUGAUCACUGGUUUCUCCACUGGCAGCAUGGGCGUACACGCCUGGGAGAUUCCAAUUGAGAAGUACGCCUUCUAUUCACGGAUCACGCUCUGUAUCUUUUACAGUCGCCUCUCUCCAUCCGUAGCCUUCCAAUGGGCUGUUUGGACAACCGUCGUUAUCUGCGCCAGUUCAUACAUCGCGAUCUUCUUCAGUCUGCUAUUCGCAUGCAAGCCCAUUGCUGCCAGUUGGGACCCAUUGUUGCGCCCAACUGCGGCAUGCGUCAACCAAGGAGCGAUUUAUAUCGCUACGGCUGUGAUUGGGAUCGUAACGGAUGUGAUGCUGAUCUCGAUUCCCGUUCCGACUAUCUGGGGCCUGCAAAUGCCGACGAAACAGAAAAUUGGACUAACUCUUAUGUUCGGCGUCGGAUCAAUCACAAUGGUCACGUCUAUUAUUCGCCUCAUUGUUUUGAUCCCAGCUCUAACAGAUAUGGACCAAACCUGGAUCAUAGCCGUAGGCUCUUUGUGGAUCAUCAUCGAAAGUAACUUGUUCGUCAUAUGCUGUUGCUUACCGACCCUGCGGCGCUUCCUCAAGCACGUCGCACCGCGACUUAUUGGCGAAAGUCGCUCAUCUGAAAACAAAGACUCGUCUGAUCGCAAUCACGGAUUGCGGACUUGGGGAAGUGAAAACACAGGCCCGAAGCGCAAGUACGAUACUUUGAUGCGUACAGUAGACGGCACAACGCAAGGGGACGGCGAUGACGAGAUUCCCCUCGCCAGCGUCCCGAACAAAGCAGGCUUUCGCGACCGAGAACGCAAGGUACCGAUCGGAAACGUCGAGAUGAAGGGAGACAAUGAUAGCGAGGAAGCUAUCUUGUAUGAGCGGACCGUCCAGGUUACUUAUGACGGCGGCGCAGGAGGCGACCCCGCGAAUCCGUACACACGUCAGGUCUGGGCAGGGGGGCAACACAAUCCUACAAAUCUGUAG
Messenger RNA from Alternaria alternata, 1206 nucleotides. RefSeq lists its product as hypothetical. The record is from RefSeq and is a predicted model, not a curated record. Lineage: Eukaryota; Fungi; Ascomycota; Dothideomycetes; Pleosporales; Pleosporaceae. The coding region runs from base 1 to 1206 and encodes 401 amino acids. The transcript has 5 exons.